Bufo bufo (common toad) is the source of this 1717-nucleotide messenger RNA. RefSeq names its product basic leucine zipper and W2 domains 2 (gene BZW2). The coding region runs from base 77 to 1336 and encodes 419 amino acids. The transcript is spliced from 12 exons. The record is from RefSeq and is a predicted model, not a curated record. Gene Ontology annotation, cellular component: membrane; cytoplasm. NCBI's taxonomy places the organism in Eukaryota, Metazoa, Chordata, Amphibia, Anura, Bufonidae. Gene Ontology annotation, molecular function: protein binding.
GCAGAGCUCAGUCUGCCCUUCAAGCAGUGUCCUAUUGUGUGCCAGGGAGGCAGCCAGAGCAGCCCAUAGAAAUUUUAUGAAUAAGCACCAGAAGCCAGUGCUAACGGGCCAGCGGUUUAAAACCAGAAAGAGGGAUGAAAAAGAGAAAUUUGAACCUACAGUUUUCCGGGACACCAUUAUCCAGGGACUUAAUGAAGCAGGGAUCGAUUUGGAAGCAGUAGCCAAAUUUCUUGACACAACAGGAUCACGAUUGGAUUAUCGCCGCUAUGCUGAUACACUGUUUGACAUUCUCAUAGCCGGGAGCAUGCUGGCUCCAGGAGGCACUAGAAUCGACGAUGGAGACAAAGCCAAGGUGACCAGUCACUGUGUCUUUGGAGCAAAUGAGGACUAUGAGACCAUGCGUAAUUAUGCCCAGGUCUUCAGCAAAUUAAUCAGAAGAUACAAAUAUCUGGAAAAGGCCUUUGAAGAAGAAAUAAAAAAGCUGCUGCUUUUUCUCAAGGCAUUUUCUGAAGCAGAGCAAACCAAGUUAGCCGUGCUCACCGGAAUAUUACUGGCGGGUGGAACGCUCCCCGCCACCAUUUUAACGAGCCUGUUUACUGAGAAUAUAGUCAAAGAAGGUAUUUCUGCAUCUUUUGCUGUAAAACUCUUCAAAGCAUGGAUGUCAGAGAAGGACGCCAACUCUGUCACAUCAUCCUUAAGAAAAGCCAAUCUGGAUAAGCGAUUACUAGAGCUGUUUCCGGCCAAUCGGCAGACGGUCGAGCAUUUUUCGAAGUAUUUUACUGAUGCGGAUCUGAAGGAGCUCUCUGAUUUCCUGCGGGUCCAGCAAUCUCUGGGAACACGAAAGGAGCUGCAGAAGGAGCUUCAAGAACGAUUAUCUCAAGAAUGUCCAAUCAAAGAGAUUGUAUUGUACUUAAAAGAAGAGAUGAAACGUAACGAGUUACCCGAGCCUGCUGUGAUUGGGCUCCUGUGGACUUGUGUGAUGAAUGCUGUGGAAUGGAACAAGAAAGAAGAGCUGGUGGCAGAGCAGGCUCUGAAGCACUUGAAGCAAUACUCUCCCCUGUUGGCUGUAUUCAGCACCCAAGGCCAAUCAGAACUCGUCUUACUUCAGAAAGUUCAAGAAUACUGUUACGAUAACAUCCACUUCAUGAAGGCCUUCCAGAAAAUCGUUGUCCUGUUCUAUAAAGCCGAUGUCGUGGGAGAAGAAGCCAUCCUGAAGUGGUACAAGGAGGCGCACGUCGCCAAGGGGAAAAGCGUCUUUCUUGACCAGAUGAAGAAAUUCGUUGAGUGGUUACAAAAUGCAGAAGAAGAAUCGGAGUCAGAGGGAGAGGAGAACUGAGCCCCCGCCGGGCCGGUCUGCAGACGAGCGGCAUUAACGUAGCGUCUGACAGGAGUCCUCAAGCUGCAAGUCGUCCGUGUUACUUAGAAGAAGGGGAUUAGAAUCGGUGCACUCAGGCAAUUAGAUCCUUCAUCUGGACGUCUACCUCCGGUCAGUCUCGCGAUCUUAGGCCAAGCCAUCCAACCCGGGAGCCAUUCGGGGACGGGCGCCGCUUCUCGAUGGACUCUUCCGACUUCUUAGUAUUCUCAAGCACCGAAUGAACAGCACAGCCCGACUUGUGUGUCCAGGUCUCUAGUGUGUGGUCGUAGCUCAGUAUCGGCUUGUGGACGUCAUAGAAGAUUAACCCCUUUUUUCCCUUUUGAAUAAAGGCUUUUUAUCUUA